AUGUCAGGCGAAGUGCAAGAAUUCUACCAACAUCCAAGGAAGGUCUCUACUUCUGGUGGAGCCACAGUCAAUUUCCACUCAAGAGGAUUGAGCGGUGUUUCUCGGGGUGAUACCGUCCUUGUACUCCUGCAUGGCUAUCCCCAGUCGAGCUAUAUGUUUCGAUGGUUGAUACCUCUUCUGCCCUCCCAUCUGCCGCUUUUUGUUCCAGAUCUGCCCGGCUAUGGCGACAGCACAGCCAAUAGCUUGCGACAUGAUAAAAGAACGGUUGGCACUGCGAUCCUGGAAGCCCUGAAGAAAAGCCUCCCGAGCCAGGGAGAUGAGCUCCCGAAGAUAAUAAUCGCCGGACACGAUCGAGGGGCACGUGUCUGCCACCGUCUCGCCGUCGAUGCUCCAGAUAUCCUCUCCUUUGAAAUAGUCUCUGUGAUCUUCCUCGACAUUGUGCCCACGGCAGUUCAGUGGAACACGUUUGACAACCCCAAAAGUGCGGCCUCCAAAUUCCACUGGUCGCUUCUCGCAAAUGUGGAGAUCGCCACCAAGCUUAUCACAAGCCAUGGCGGAGGCUCGUGGUGCUCGGAGCUGAUUCAUCGUUGGGCGGGCCGCAACGAACGAAGGAGGGCCAGACUCUUGAAUCCAGAAGCCCUGGCUGUCUAUUGCCGUCAUUUUGACAACGACUCUGUUGUCAGAGCUUCCUGCGAGGAUUACCGUGCUGGAGCCUUUGAAGAUGAUGACCUCCAGAGAGAAGAUCAAAAGGUCGGGAACAAAAUCGGAAUUCCGACUUUGGUGGUUUACUCAGAGUCUUUCACCGGAGCCGCCUACAAUGUGGAAUCAAUAUGGAGAGACUGGUGCACAGAAGGGACUAGGGUGGAGACCAAAGCCAUCGGAGACGGCACAGGGCAUUUUCUCCCCGAGGAAGCCCCAGAAGAGACAGCCGAUAUCAUGAAUAUCUGGAUCAAGCAGUGGAUAAAGUGA
Molecule: messenger RNA, 969 nt
Organism: Cladophialophora psammophila CBS 110553
Lineage: Eukaryota; Fungi; Ascomycota; Eurotiomycetes; Chaetothyriales; Herpotrichiellaceae
Exons: 5
Coding region: 1-969 (322 amino acids)
Molecular function (GO): hydrolase activity
Source: RefSeq, a predicted model, not a curated record